AACAAUAUACUACGAACGAAGUUUUGAAAAUUAAUGCAUGCUUAGUACCUGAAGAUACUAAAAAGAAAAACAGUGAAGCAAAUAAAAACAUUUCUGAUUGCGAAGACAAUAUUUCCACUACCAUUUCUGAAAUAUCAAUAUCCAAUUUUUUACUUACUAAUAAAUCUGUUUUAUCGUCUAAUAAAUCUACUCCAUCUGCAAGCUUCUCUACUUCAAAAAAAAGACAAACAUUUCUUGAUAAUUGUAUUAUAUGUCAACUAUCUGAAAAGGAUAAUCAAAAACCAAGAAACAAAAGAUUUUUUAAUUUUAUAAUAUCAACUAUAAAACUACCUAAUCGGCAGACGAUAAGUAAUCGAAUUCUUCUAAAGGUUUUAACAAAAUUAAAUGAAGAUAUUUUAGAACGUGUAUGUGCAGAUGGGGUUGGUAUAACUGCAGUCUUUGAUAGUUGGACAAACAUAAAGCAGGAGCACCUUUUUGGUGUUGUCUUAAUUACUUCUCAGGGUGUAUUUUUAAUUUGGAAUGCAUGUAAUAUUAGUAAUCAAUGA
Molecule: messenger RNA, 545 nt
Organism: Racocetra persica
Lineage: Eukaryota; Fungi; Glomeromycota; Glomeromycetes; Diversisporales; Gigasporaceae
Source: the annotation of a GenBank genome assembly